AUGACCUCCAAGGGCGACUCUAAAUGUCCAGCCGUUCUUGAAGGCAGUAUACGCAAUCCGCUGGAUCAGCUUCAGCCACCGGUCAACACCAACAAACCCCUGACGCCUUUCAGCAUAGAUGACAUUCUCAACAAACCGUCUGUGAAAAGGAGCUACUCUCUCAGCGGAACAACGCAGCUAAUUUCUCCCGGAGAGAAGUUGCCCUCGGCUUGUCACAGCGUGUCCGGGCGGGUAUUGCUCAGUCAAACCUCCCCGCUCUGCGCGCUGGAGGAGUUGGCCAGCAAAACCUUUAAAGGCCUGGAGGUCAGCGUCCUGCAGGCUGCUGAAGGCAGAGACGGGCUAACGCUGUUCGGUCAGAGAAACACCCCUAAAAAGCGAAGGAAAUCCCGCACGGCCUUUACCAACCAUCAAAUAUAUGAGCUGGAGAAACGUUUUCUGUACCAGAAGUACUUGAGCCCAGCGGACCGGGACCAGAUGGCUCAGCAGCUUGGUCUGACCAACGCACAGGUCAUCACAUGGUUCCAGAACCGCCGGGCUAAGCUUAAGCGGGACUUGGAGGAGAUGAAAGCGGACGUGGAGUCCGCCAAGGCCGCCGGCGCUGUGGCCUUUGAAAAGCUCUCCAAGCUGGCUGAGCUGGAGAAGUCCGCGGCGGGAGGUAUGGUUGAGGGGACGACUUCUGUGCCAGGCCAAACCGAGCAGCACCAGGUCUCCUCCAGAUUCCACAACACCGACACCCUAAACUCGCUGCAUUUAUUACCUCCAUCACCUGCAUCGACCGGUGACCAUCGACUGACCACCAAGUGUUGCUUGGAUGAUGAAGAUGAGAUUGACGUGGGUGACUAAAUGGCACAGAGACAGUCGCGUGUUGCCCAAUAACGCGAUAGUAACAGACAGCCUUUAGAGAAUUUACAUAGCGGUGCGAUUCAAACAUAGACGUCUCCGCUGUGAUUUGCCAAAAGCCUUGCUGAACAGGCCCAGGCUCUGAAAACGCGUGGACUGUUCAGAUUCAAACACUGAUACUUAAACCUAACACACUGCUGUCGAUUGGCCGCUCUGAUUUCAAUCAGAAAGAUUUCACCGCACAUUUAAUGCAGCCUACUUUGUGCCAUAAAGUGGUUCAAAUGCUUCUGUGAAUCAGUUUGUAAGCUUGAGAAGAAUGUUUUUAGACUUUUGAUAUAUAUCAGCCCUCAAACGAUAACCGCACAGAACAAGUGCGGUCGCUUGUAUUAAACACGGUUUAAUAUAUUGAUGUUUUGUAACCC
Molecule: messenger RNA, 1262 nt
Organism: Oreochromis aureus
Lineage: Eukaryota; Metazoa; Chordata; Actinopteri; Cichliformes; Cichlidae
Gene: lbx1a
Product: ladybird homeobox 1a
Exons: 2
Coding region: 1-843 (280 amino acids)
Biological process (GO): regulation of DNA-templated transcription
Molecular function (GO): DNA binding; DNA-binding transcription factor activity, RNA polymerase II-specific
Source: RefSeq, a predicted model, not a curated record